AUGUUUGGAUCUGGGGUUUUCCUGUUUUUUGCGAUUUCCUGUACCCAAAUCGGGGUUUCGCAAAUCUUCAAUACGGAAUUUGGAUCGGGCUUCGGACAGGCCGCCGAGACCGAGCAGGUUCGCGAGAAACGCCAGUGGCUGUCUGGUGACCUGCUCGCCUACAAGGCCACCAGACCACCUGGCGCGGGAGCUGCCCCGGCCGGUAAGAAAAAUGCUGCCCCUGUGCACGCUCCACCAGCCCCGUGGCUGAACAACCCCGCACCGGCUCCGGCAACGACCACAACGACCACAAAAGCGCCGACAACGACCACUACCACUACAACUACGACUACAACGACCACUACGACCACGACUACUACCACGACAGCGGCGCCGACAACGACGACGUGGUCUUGGGAAGAAGUUACCCCGGUCUCGUCGACGUCAACGACGACUACGACCACCGCCCCUACGACUGACCCACCAGCUUGUGACCGAUACAUCCGUCAUCCCCGUGCCGUAAGGGACACAAAAUCACCUUCCUGCCCUUCGCCGCUGCCCUACCGUUUAGCUUCUCCUGACCGGCUUCUACUCUGUGCUACAAAGCAAAGCAAGAUAAAUUGUUGCAUGCAAAUG
Mesorhabditis spiculigera is the source of this 615-nucleotide messenger RNA. The record is from the annotation of a GenBank genome assembly. NCBI's taxonomy places the organism in Eukaryota, Metazoa, Nematoda, Chromadorea, Rhabditida, Rhabditidae.